AUGGCGUCUAUAUUAAGGUGGGCGCAACACUUGACGCGUAAGACGCCUCUCCAGCCGCUGCGAUUUCCUACUACAGGGUUCGACAUUAUCCCUGAGUUAGCGUUGCUUGAAGAGGAACAGUUCGACGAAUUCAAGGAAGGCAAAUACUUUCCGGUCCAAAUUGGGCACGUAUACGCCUCUAAAUACCAGGUGCUAGGCAAGCUAGGAUUUGGAUCGACCUCUACAGUAUGGCUAGCUCGUGACCUUGAGAGCCAUAAACAUGUAACACUCAAAAUGUAUACUUCAGACAAUACGCACCAAGAUGAGUUCGAUAUCUAUGAGAUAAUUAGGAAAGUGAAAUCCUCACACCCGGGCCGCCGCCAUGUGCGAUCAGCCUUAGACAAGUUCGCACUCCAGAGUCCAGCAGGCAAACAACAUUACUGUCUUGUCCAAACCCCUCUUUGGGAUAGCUGGAGAGACCUACUACGUCGGAACCCGACGAACCGAUUCACUGAAGACCUCCUUAAGGCAGGACUCUGGGAGCUUCUACUUGGGCUAGACUAUCUGCACGCAGAGUGUAAAGUUGUCCACACAGACAUCAAAGCCGACAAUAUUCACUCGGAGCUAGUAGACAAGCAGCUCUUUGAUGCUUUUACCCAGGCUGAGCUUGAAACGCCUACACCGCGAAAAUAUAUCAACGGGUUUCCGAUAUACCUAUCUCGGAAGUUUGGCUUACCCCGAGAGCUUGGUAACGUUAUCUUAAGUGAUUUCGGCGCCGCGGUUCGUGGUGACGAGAGAAGGAAUCACGACGCUCAGCCGAAUGUGUAUAGAUCACCAGAAGUCAUGCUUAAGGUGCGUUGGGGUUAUCCCGUAGACAUCUGGAAUGUUGGCGUCAUGAUCUGGGAUCUCUUUGAGGGAAAGCACCUCUUCUAUGGGCAAUGGAAGGCAGGAAUCCCGAUCCCAGAAGGGCUGAGCCUAGAGGCUUCUGAAGAAAACCUUGAAGGAAGCAGCAAAGAGAAAUUCUUGAACUUUAUACGGGGGAUGCUGCAAUGGCGUCCAGAGGACAGAAAGACGGCGAAGCAACUUCUCGAAGAUCCAUGGUUUAGGAACUAG
Messenger RNA from Beauveria bassiana ARSEF 2860, 1092 nucleotides. Its product is annotated as protein kinase domain protein. Gene Ontology annotation, molecular function: ATP binding; protein kinase activity. Gene Ontology annotation, biological process: regulation of mRNA processing; protein phosphorylation; spliceosomal complex assembly. Lineage: Eukaryota; Fungi; Ascomycota; Sordariomycetes; Hypocreales; Cordycipitaceae. The transcript is spliced from 5 exons. Bases 1 to 1092 code for a protein of 363 amino acids. The record is from RefSeq and is a predicted model, not a curated record.